Messenger RNA from Gorilla gorilla gorilla (western lowland gorilla), 3725 nucleotides. RefSeq names its product ceramide synthase 4 (gene CERS4). The transcript has 11 exons. Gene Ontology annotation, cellular component: membrane. Bases 733 to 1917 code for a protein of 394 amino acids. The record is from RefSeq and is a predicted model, not a curated record. Gene Ontology annotation, biological process: ceramide biosynthetic process. Lineage: Eukaryota; Metazoa; Chordata; Mammalia; Primates; Hominidae. Gene Ontology annotation, molecular function: sphingosine N-acyltransferase activity; DNA binding.
UGCCACUGCACUCCAGCCUGGGUGACAGAGCGAGACUCCAUCGCAAAAAAAAAAAUAAAAAAAUUGUUGCCCCAAAAGUUCUGAGAAAGAUGAGGUAGGAGAACCCAGGAGGGGAGUGUCCCCUAACCCAGCCCAGCGGUGAUUGGUCGGCCCUCCUAGAGGAAGUGUCUGUUGAACAGAGUCGUGAAGAGCUGGGAGGAAUUUGGCAGGCUGAAGGGAGGGCAUUACUGGUAGGGGAAUGGCAUGUGCCAAGGUCCAUUUGCUGGGGAGCACAGUGCCAGGCCAGUGGGAGCACUUGCAGGAUUCAAAGCUGCGGGUCUGAUUUGCAGGCAAGAAGAAAGACCUGGGUGCUGAGUGGGGAGGCGGCCACCAUGAUUCAAUCAAGAAAUGGGAGCCGUGGAAAUCGGGUAGAGGGGGACUGUCGCGGGAAAGACGGACGUAAUCGUAGGGCUUAAUGAGGAGCUGAGUGCCGAGAGGGUGUGAGAUGGAGUCAGAGAUGACUCUCAGAAUUUUGUCCCUGAAGACUGGGUGGAGGGUGGGAUCUUGGCCAAGAAGCCAGGGGAGGAGGAAAGAAGGCUCUGUGGGAAAUGACUUCAGCCCUGACGUGUCUGGACAGCGCGCAGACGGGAGGUAUUGGGGCAGCAAGUUUGGCUUUGGCGGGAUGGCGACCUGGGAGCAGCAGAAAUCUGGAAACUGACAGCAUGGACGUGCUGGCCGCAGCUUCCAGGCAGAAUGCUGUCCAGUUUCAACGAGUGGUUUUGGCAGGACAGGUUCUGGUUACCACCCAAUGUCACGUGGACAGAGCUGGAAGACCGGGAUGGCCGUGUCUACCCCCACCCCCAGGACUUGCUGGCAGCCCUGCCCCUGGCGCUGGUCCUCCUGGCCAUGCGCCUUGCCUUUGAGAGAUUCAUUGGCCUGCCCUUGAGCCGGUGGCUGGGUGUGAGGGAUCAGACCAGGAGGCAAGUGAAGCCCAACGCCACGCUGGAGAAACACUUCCUCACGGAAGGGCACAGGCCCAAGGAGCCCCAGCUGUCUCUCCUGGCCGCCCAGUGUGGCCUCACGCUGCGGCAGACCCAGCGAUGGUUCCGGAGACGCCGGAACCAGGAUCGACCCCAGCUGACCAAGAAGUUCUGUGAGGCCAGCUGGAGGUUUCUCUUCUACCUGUCCUCCUUCGUGGGCGGCCUCUCGGUCCUGUACCACGAGUCAUGGCUGUGGGCACCAGUAAUGUGCUGGGACAGGUACCCAAACCAGACUCUGAAGCCAUCCCUGUACUGGUGGUACCUCUUGGAGUUGGGUUUCUACCUCUCACUGCUAAUCAGGCUGCCCUUUGAUGUCAAGCGCAAGGAUUUCAAGGAGCAGGUGAUACACCACUUCGUGGCGGUCAUCCUGAUGACCUUCUCCUACAGCGCCAACCUGCUGCGCAUUGGCUCUCUGGUGCUGCUGUUACACGAUUCCUCCGACUACCUGCUGGAGGCCUGUAAGAUGGUCAACUACAUGCAGUAUCAGCAAGUGUGCGACGCUCUCUUCCUCAUCUUCUCCUUGGUCUUCUUCUACACCCGACUGGUCCUCUUUCCCACCCAGAUCCUCUACACCACAUACUACGAGUCCAUCAGCAACAGGGGCCCCUUCUUCGGCUACUACUUCUUCAACGGGCUUCUGAUGUUGCUGCAGCUGCUGCACGUGUUCUGGUCUUGCCUCAUUCUGCGCAUGCUCUAUAGCUUCAUGAAGAAGGGCCAGAUGGAGAAGGAUAUUCGUAGUGAUGUAGAAGAAUCAGACUCCAGUGAGGAGGAGGCGGCGGCCCAGGAACCUCUGCAGCUAAAGAACGGGGCAGCUGGAGGGCCCAGGCCAGCCCCCACUGAUGGCCCUCGGAGCCGGGUGGCCGGGCGUCUGACCAACAGGCACACAACAGCCACAUAGCCGGGCGGGGCUGGCUGUAAGGGGUUGCCCCCCCCCCCCGCCAGUGCCUUGGAUAUUUCUGGGUGACUGGACUGGCGCCCCUGGGCCACCUUUCUGGAGACAGGGAGGGCCCCACCCGGGGUGGGCGGGGAGGGCUGAUGAUCUGUCUCCAGCCCCUUCCUUCUGCCCACCCCCCCGCCCUUCUUCCCUCUGGGCAACUGGACAGAGCUGGGAGCCAGCAGCUGGAUGCUGUGGCUGGCCAGAGACACCUCCAGGCUGUAGCCUGGGGGCUGGGGGGAGCCCCAGGCUGAAAAGGGUCCAAUUAAAACAAAUGGAGCCAAAUUUUCUGCCUGAGAACUUGGGUCCCUAUCAAAGUUCCUUCUUCAUCUCCAGAGACCCCCGAGGGAGCCAGGCCUCUGCUUACAUACCCCACCGACGGGAUACUCACUGCCACCCAAGGAUGCAGGGCCCCAGGGGCCCCAGACAGCAACAGAGCCCAGAGACCACCCGCUCCCCACGCUGUUCCCAGAUGAGCCCCCGACUUGCCAGCCAGUGACUCAAACAAGUCCCUCCCUCCACCCUUAGGGUACCCUUGGGUCAGCCUCUCAAAGACCCCCUUGCAGACUAGCUCUGAAAGGUCAAGUCCUUUGCCCAAGCUCACAGGUAGGUCACAGACCAGGCCUGUCUCUGCAGUCCUUUCUUAAGUCCGGUAGAUUGCCCACCUUUGUGGUCCCUGGAUCCUUCCUUGGGACAGUGGAGGGAGUGGGCUGAAAUCCCACAGACUUCCCAAGGGUUAGCCUGGGGAGGUCACUGUCUCUUCAAGAGCUCCAAAAAUAAAGAAACAGAGGCCAGGCCAGGCCUGGUGGCUCACACCUGGAAUCCCAGCACUUUUGGAGGCUGAGGCACGGGGAUCACUUGAGGUCAGGAGGUCAAGACCAGACUUGGCAACAUGGUAAAACCCCAUCUCUACUAAAAAUACAAAAACUAGCAGGGCAGGGUGACCCACACCUGUAAUCGCAGUCACCUGGGAGGCUGAGGCAGGAGAAUCGCUUGAACCCGGGAGGUGGAGGCUGCAGUGAGCCAAGAUCACGCCACUGCACUCCAGCCUGGUCAACAGAGCAAGACUCCAUCUCAAAACAAAACAAAAGCCAGGCCCGGUGGCUCACGCCUGUAAUCCCAGCACUUUGGGAUGCCGAAGCGGGCGGAUCGUGAGGUCAGGAGAUCGAGACCAUCCUGGCUAACAUGGUGAAACCUCACCUCUACUAAAAAUACAAAAAAUUACCCAGGUGUGGUGGUGGGCACCUGUAGUCCCAGCUACUCAGGAGGCUGAGGCAGGAGAAUGGCGUGAACUCAGAAGGCGGAGCUUGCAGUGAGCCAAGAUCUCGCGCCACUGCACUCCAGCCUGGUUGACAGAGCGAGACUGUCUCAGAUAAACAAAAAAGAAAUUGGACAACAAAGUAUUGGAGAGAAUGGGGGGGGGUCAGUAAUCUCACAUACAUUAUCAGGGGGAAUAUAAAUUGUUACCAACACUGGAAAACCAUUCAGCAUUGUUAUAAUAGUUGACCUUUUAUAAAGCUCAAAAGCAACCCAAAUGAGAUAAUAUAUAGGCAUGAAUACCUAGCUAGUAGAACUGUAAUAAAAUAUAAACACAAAAUUCAAAUUAGUAAAUUACCUUUGAUCUGGGAAGGUAAGGGGAUGGGAUUCAGAUAGAUAUCAAUUACUAUCACUGUUCUAGUUUUUGAAGUGAGGUGAAGUUUUUUUUGUUUUUUGAGAUGGAGUCUCUUUCUGUCACCCAGGCUAGAAUGCAUUGGUGCCAUCUCGGCCCACUG